Messenger RNA from Coniophora puteana RWD-64-598 SS2, 971 nucleotides. RefSeq lists its product as uncharacterized. Lineage: Eukaryota; Fungi; Basidiomycota; Agaricomycetes; Boletales; Coniophoraceae. The record is from RefSeq and is a predicted model, not a curated record. Bases 107 to 769 code for a protein of 220 amino acids. The transcript has 4 exons.
CAUACUCUCCUCACCGAGCCCGAGUCUGACUACACUCAUUAUAAGCGCAUUCAAAUACAUCGACCUCCCUUUGCUGCCCUCGUUUCUGAGCACAACACCCAUCACCAUGUCCAACCCCAACGAUACCGUAGCGCCCAAGUCUGGCUUCCUGUGUAUGUACAUGUCCAACCACCCAGACACGCUCGUCGCCUACGUCAAGCACUAUGGCAAGGUCCCCGGAAAGGUCAAGAGCGCGAAGAUGACGUCCAUUGACCAGCAGGUCAUGACCCUCUCUUAUGAGCUGCAGAAUGGCACAGGCGGAACCACCCGUGUCGUAUUUGACCCACCUCUCCUAGGCUACGAGGAAGUCAAGCCGCGGCUGAUAGCCAUGACAGCGGAGGCACAGGAAGCGCUCGGAAUGAUCAAAGCACCCGUUCUGACCUCGUUCAAACCUCCCCUCGCCGGCAUGCUGCGCACCACCCUAACGAUCAGUGGCUUGGCCUACAUACUCUGUCCGCCCCAUGGGACGCACCUCGCAUUCAUGCCCGCGCGCAUGCUGCAAGAAUCGAUAGGGUUCUCCCUCAGUUACAAGGCCGUCCUUGGCUUCACGGCUUUCUUGCACGGCUUGGAGGCGCUGUACGCGUUGUCGUUAUGUCGGAAGAGCGUCAGGGGUUUCGUGCCUACAACGCUCUACGUCGUUUCUACGCUCAUCUGGGGGUUCCCCAUCUGGAUAUCCCUCAAGAAGCGCAUCCAGGCUGCGCGGAUUGACUCUGUGAUGAAGACGGAAUAAUGGUAUCACCGCAUCUGCGCUGUUUGUUUCUUAGUUUUCUGUAUGGUAUUAUUAUUGCUUGGUACAUGACGCUUCUAGCGCUUUAUUCUCAUUCAAUUCUCAUUGCUCGAGGAUCAAAGACUGCAAUCAGCCUACAUUCUCCGGAUCUACAAGCGUCAUACGCCUAAAUGUAUACGGAUGGCCAAUAUAUGAAUUGCUCUAU